AUGAAAGAUUAUCACAUUUUAAUUGCCAUAUUUAUGAUAUUAGGAUUUGUACUAAAUGUAAAAAUAAGUAAAAAAGUCAGUUUUCUAAAUAAUACUUAUAACUUAAAUAAAUACAAAACAUUCAAAGUAAACAGAAACAAAUAUAUAAAAAUAUACAAUGGCAAAAAUGAUAAAUCCAAUAAAUUUCUCUUUGAUGAAUAUGAUGAAAAUUGUAUUAAGGCUUUAAUUAUGGCUAGGGAAGUUGCUAAAAAUAAUAAUGAAAAUGAGGUUUUGCUUAAGCAUCUACUUAUUGCAAUACUUAAAACGGAUUCAAAUAUCAUAGAACACAUCUUUAAAUAUUUUAACAUAUCAUUACAACAUUUUAUAAAUAAAUUUAAUACAGAACUCGACAAAAAUAAUCUAAAAAAAACAGGACAAGAACCAAAUGAUCAAAACUCUAAUCAAUCUGAACAAAUAGAUUUACACAAAUCUAACAUUCAAACUGCUGACGAAGAAAAUAAGUUUAUAAAUGACAAACAAAUAAAAGAUGAAGAAUAUAAUCAUAUUAUCCUAAACAAUUUAAACAAUGAAUCAAAUGAUGUUAUUAAUAAUAAUACUGAUUCUACUAGUAACGCAAAUUAUGACUCUGACAAAGUUACAGACAUAUCAAACAGUUACAAUAAUAAUGUAGACCCUAAUCUUGUAGCAAGCCAAAACAAAGAAAAUGAAAAAAAACAAGAAGACGAUAAAAAACUGAACGAUGAAAUCCUUUUAUUUAAUAAUAGUAAUGCCAAACGAAAUAGCCAAAAGAUAUCAAAACCAAAUAAGGAAAUAAAAUUUUCAGAAAAUUGUAAAUUAGUUCUUCAAAACGCUAUUUUAGAAGCUAGAAAAAAAAAUAAAAUUUUUGUAAACCUUACUGAUAUAUUAAUAUCUAUGAUUAAUAUUGCUCAAGAAAAUAAGGAAUGUGAUUUUGUAAAAUAUUUAAAUGAACUUAAUAUAAAUUUAAAUGAUUUAAAAAUGCAAAUAAAUAAUUAUGAUGAAAAUAAUUUAACCUCAACACUUAUCCAUUCACCAUUUAAUAAAAAUACAAUUCAAAAUGAUGAAAGACAUAAUAAUGAACAUGAAAUUGGAAAUCCAAAUGGAAAUCAUUAUCCCGAUAAACAAUAUAAAAACAUGUCUGAUCAAUCAAAUAAUAUUAUAAACAAUAUGAGUAACGAAUAUAUAAAUCAAGAAAAGUAUUUCAAAAAUAAUGAAGAUAAUAAUUUUCCACAAAAUAAUAAAUUUAUCCCUUCUGUAAUUACAAAAGAUUGUUUAGUUGAUUUAGUACAACGAGCUUAUGAAAAAAGGUUCGAUAAUUUUUUUGGAAGACAAGAUGAAAUAAAAAGAAUAAUAGAAAUAUUAGGAAGGAAAAAAAAAUCAAAUCCAUUAUUAGUCGGAGAAACAGGUGUUGGUAAAACUGCCAUUGUUGAACAACUUGCAUAUUUAAUAUUAAAAAAUAUAGUACCAUAUCAUUUAAAAAAUUGUAAAAUAUUUCAAUUGAAUCUUGGAAAUAUUGUAGCUGGAACUAAAUAUAGAGGAGAGUUUGAAGAAAAAAUGAAACAAAUAUUAGCAAACAUAAGUAAAGAUAAAAAAAAUAUUUUAUUUAUUGAUGAAAUACAUGUAAUUGUUGGAGCAGGAAGUGGAGAAGGAUCAUUAGAUGCAUCUAACAUAUUGAAACCAUUCUUAUCAUCAGAUAAUUUACAAUGUAUUGGUACAACAACUUUUCAAGAAUAUUCAAAAUAUAUUGAAACUGAUAAAGCAUUAAGAAGAAGAUUUAAUUGUGUUAAUAUAAAACCACUUAAUAGUAAUGAAACAUAUAAACUGUUAAAAAAAAUUAAAAAUUCAUAUGAGCAAUAUCAUAAUAUAUAUUAUACUAAUGAAGCUCUUAAAUCUAUUAUACUUCUUUCUGAUGAUUAUUUACCUACCUUGAAUUUCCCGGAUAAAGCUAUUGAUAUUUUAGAUGAAGCUGGAUCGUAUCAAAAAAUAAAAUAUGAAAGAUAUAUCACAAAAAAGUUAAGAAAUGAAAAUAACAUUAAGACUGAUCCUGGUAAAGUAGAAGAAAAAAUAGACAUAAACAAAACAGAUGCUAUAAAUUUAGAACCUAAUCAAGUUAACAAUAAUUCGACAGAUGUAUCAUCUCAAGUUGAAUCGAAUUAUCUUGCUAAUGAUCUUCAUAUGAAAUAUGUGACAUCAGAUGUGAUCGAAAAUAUAGUAAGUAAAAAAUCAUCUAUUUCUUUUAUUAAAAAAAAUAAAAAAGAAGAAGAAAAAAUACAAAACUUAAAAGAAAAAUUAAAUAAAAUUAUAAUAGGACAAGAAAAAGUAAUAGAUAUAUUAUCAAAAUAUUUAUUUAAAGCUAUAACAAAUAUUAAAGAUGCAAAUAAACCAAUCGGUACACUUUUAUUAUGUGGCUCGUCUGGUGUUGGAAAAACAUUAUGCGCUCAAGUUAUUUCACAAUAUCUAUUUAAUGAUGAUAAUAUAAUUGUAAUAAAUAUGAAUGAAUAUAUAGAUAAACAUUCGGUUAGUAAAUUAUUUGGUAGUUAUCCAGGUUAUGUAGGAUAUAAAGAAGGUGGUGAAUUAACUGAAGCGGUAAAAAAAAAACCAUUUUCAAUUAUACUCUUUGAUGAAAUCGAAAAAGCACAUAGUGAUGUUUUACAUGUACUACUACAAAUUUUAGAUAAUGGCAUAUUAACAGAUUCAAAAGGAAAUAAAGUUUCAUUUAAAAACACUUUUAUAUUUAUGACUACAAAUGUUGGUUCAGAUAUUAUAACAGAUUAUUUCAAGGUAUACAAUAAAAAUUAUGCAAAUUUUGGUUUUAAAUAUUAUAUUAAAAAAGAGAAAAACGAUAAAGUAGAACUACCAGACACAACAAAUACUAACACACAUAAUAGUCAAGAUAAAAUACAAACAGAUCUCGAUAUUUUUGAAGAAAAAAUUAAAACAAAUAAAUGGUAUGAUGAACUUCAACCAGAAAUCGAAGAAGAAUUAAAAAAAAAAUUUUUACCAGAAUUUUUAAAUAGAAUAGAUGAAAAAAUAUUAUUCCGUCAAUUUCUUAAAAGAGACAUUAUACAAAUUUUAGAAAAUAUGAUUGAAGAUUUAAAAAAAAGAAUUAAAAAAAGAAAAAAAUUAAAUAUAUUAAUAGAUGAUAAUAUAAUUAAAUAUAUUUGUUCUGAUGAAAAUAAUAUUUAUGAUAUCAAUUUUGGAGCUAGAUCAAUUAGAAGAGCAUUAUAUAAAUAUAUAGAAGAUCCGAUUGCUGCUUUUUUAAUUUCUAAUGAAUAUGAGCCUAACGACACAAUGCAUUUAACCUUAUCACCCACCAAUCAAAUUCAUGUCAAUCUACUAAAACACACUAUCACUUCCCUAUCCUAA
Messenger RNA from Plasmodium vinckei vinckei, 3384 nucleotides. Its product is annotated as ATP-dependent Clp protease, putative. Gene Ontology annotation, cellular component: cytoplasm. Gene Ontology annotation, molecular function: ATP binding; ATP hydrolysis activity. The record is from RefSeq and is a predicted model, not a curated record. Bases 1 to 3384 code for a protein of 1127 amino acids. The transcript has a single exon. Lineage: Eukaryota; Apicomplexa; Aconoidasida; Haemosporida; Plasmodiidae. Gene Ontology annotation, biological process: cellular response to heat.